Amaranthus tricolor (Joseph's coat) is the source of this 3143-nucleotide messenger RNA. RefSeq names its product protein SOSEKI 3. The coding region runs from base 862 to 2418 and encodes 518 amino acids. The record is from RefSeq and is a predicted model, not a curated record. NCBI's taxonomy places the organism in Eukaryota, Viridiplantae, Streptophyta, Magnoliopsida, Caryophyllales, Amaranthaceae. The transcript has 6 exons.
CAUUCUGUCAAAUAAAUACUUACUCCUAUCAGAACAGACAUUCAGUCUCCAGUCAAAAUUGAUCACAAAUUAAAAAUCACAAUUCACAAUAACCAAAAAGGGGGGGAAAAUGGAAAUCAAUUGCAAUCAACAACAAAAAAAGUAAACACAAAUUCCCUUGAAUUUAAAGCCAUUGCUAACAUCCUCAUUCUCUGCUUGGUCCCAAUUGAUCAGUACUGGUGUACUACUAUUCAGUGUUCAGUUCCCUCUACAUCCUUCCCGCAUUUACUCUACCCAUUUUUAAACUCCCCUCUUCUUCUUUCUUCCCCACCAUUCAUCAAUUAUCUCCUUAUCCUUUUCAUUUUUGCAUUUAAUUCGAAUUUAGUUAGUUGAGCUGAAGUUGUAGGUUUGUGCUCAAAAUCUGGGUCAUUUUGGAGCCCUUCAUUUGGGUUAGAUUUUGAUUUUUAAGCGCAAUGUUGAGCAACGUUUUCGUACCUGAGGUUUGAAUUUAUCUGGGUUUGAUUUUGAUUUUUGAACUUUGUAGUGAGCCCCAUUGGCGUUCUUAAGGUUUGAAUUUAUUUGGGUUUAUUUACUACAUAGGGUUCAUUUGGGUUUGAUUUUGAUUUUUAAGCUCAGUGGUGAGCAAGAUUGGCGUACUUGAGGUUUGAAUUUAUCUGGAUAUGACUAAUCCGCCAUUUUUGCUUAGAUUGUACCGUUUUGAAUCAAAUUUAUUGAGCUAAAUAUGUAGAUUUGAGUUCAAAAUCUGGGUCAAUUUGGAAUUCAUCUGGGUUUUAUUUUGAUUUUAAGCUCCUCAGUAGCAAGAUUUGCGUAUAGGUUAAAAUUUUUCUGGGUAUAAUUCAUUUUAAGGUGGGUAUUUGAGAAAUGGAAGGAAGGAUGAAGAAGUACGGACAAGUGAGUCCAGAAAGAGCGAAAGUAUGGAAAGAAAGGUCCCCAAAAUAUGUGCAGAAUCGUAAAGUUCCAGUUGUUUACUAUCUAUGUCGAAAUCGACAACUUGAACAUCCUCAUUUUAUUGAAGUUCCUAUUUCUUCUUCUGAGGGUCUUUACCUGAGAGAUGUGAUUGAGAGGUUGAACAUUUUGAGAGGAAGGGGUAUGGCUUCAAUGUAUUCAUGGUCUUGUAAAAGAAGCUACAAGAGUGGGUUUGUGUGGCAUGAUCUCUGCGAAGAUGAUCUCAUUCGUCCUGCUCACGGAGAUGAGUAUAUUCUCAAGGGUUCAGAGAUCAUUGAUGAUUCUAACUCAGGUCGUUUCAGCCCUGUUGGUGUUUACAGGAUGCACAACUUAAAACAAUUGCCUGAACCACCUAGUUCUAGAAGCCAGGAUGAUACAUCUCCUUCAACGAGUACUGACGACAAAGAAGCAAAACAUCCCCGUGAAGAGGAGAUAUCCCCUCCAUCCCAACGUUCAGGUUCCUCAGCCGUCUCCCCUGAGUCGAGAGCAGGAAGCCACUCUCCGUGGGGUGCUUCCUUGAGUCUGACCGAAUACAAGUUACCCAAGAGUGACGGUGCAACUGAUGCAUCAACUCAAACCGAGGAUAAUGUAAGACAAGUCAAAAACAAAGAAACGUGUAUUCGAGGUGUUUCAACCGAAGAAGCAACAUUAGAUGGUGAAAACCAUGAGAAUUCCCAAGCUCAUACUGAUAGUAUAAAACCGAAUGUAGAGGUACCUGGGGAAUCUGUGUCCCCACCGUCUUCCUCAAGUGCAUCGUCAUCUGGAGGGAAGGCGGAAACAUUGGAAUCUUUAAUUAGGUCUGAUUUGAGUAAGAUUAACAGCUUUAGAAGACUAGAAGAGGAAGAUAUGCGUAUGCCAUCCGGUAGUAAAAUGAAAGCAACAAGCAUGUUGAUGCAGCUGAUUUCUUGUGGCUCAAUAUCAGUAAAAGAUCAUAGUUUUGGGCUGAUACCUAUCUACAGGCCGAGGUUUUCUGAUUCAAAAUUUCCCUCCCCGUUAUACUCUACUUCGGUUAUGUUAGGAGAGCUUGAUUGUUUGUCAGACAACUCAAGAUUAAUGGGUCUCAGACUGGAAGAGAAAGAGUACUUUAGUGGAAGUUUGGUUGAGACUAAAAUUCCAAAACAACAAAGCGAAGGGCGUACUCUCAAGCGGUCUUCCUCGUACAAUGCCGACAGAUCUUCAAAGCAACCGGAUUCAACAACAAACAACGAGGAUGCACCCUCCACAAAGACGAAAUGCAUUCCAAAGUCGAUCAAAACCUCUCUUAGCAAGCCAAGAAGUGAAUCAUUAAGAUCUCCUGUUUCAGAUAAACCUCGAGUUUCCUCUGAUGGAGGUCGAGAAUCACGUAUCAUAUCUUAUGGUUCAUCAAAUGGUGGCAGUAAACGGAUAUCAGAGCCUUCAUCAGGGAAAAAUCCAUCAACACGAGUAAAUUCCUUCAGAGAAGAGGAAAAGGUCGUUAAAAUCGAAGAAAGCUAACUUCAGGAGCCAGGAUUAUAAUUCAUUCGAAAGAGUGCCAUAGCUAGUGUUACGCGCUGUAAGUUUUCGCUUGUUUAGAUAAUCAAGAAUUUUCGCUCUAGUAUUGAAUGGCGGUGAUCAAAUUAAUGGUAGGAGUAGAGAUCAUUAUUAGGGGUGUUCAAAUUUAUCUGAUCUGAAAUCCGGGUUUAAAAACUUGUUAAAUUAUCCGGUUUUUGAAAACCGGAUAAUUCUGACCGGGUGUCCGGUUUUUGGGUUAAGGAUACAGUUGGGGUGGUCCAACUGCUUUGGAAUCUAGUGCUGGUUUUCAAAUGUUAGGGUACCUUAAAGAUGUAAAAGCACUGUAGUUAAGCAGUGAAAGUGUUAUUCCAAUUUCUCUGGAUUCUGCUGCACAAACAGUUUAUCUUGUACUCCUAUUUCCAGCUUUUUUGUUCAUUUGUUAAAUUUAUUUGUCAAAGAAAAGUAAGUUUUGUUUUUACUUUCUCAAACUUUAUUUUUGGAACUUGUCGGUUGGUAUGUUGCUUUGAAGUAGAUGUGUUCAAAACAAUCUGCUGAUAUUCAUUCGAUUUUAGAAUUGAAUUCGAUUUGCCUCGACUUAAAUUAUAUAAAAGUAAUGUGCACACAAACCAAUUUGGAACCGACCGGAAACAUAUAACUCGAAAUCAACCUGAUGACCGGAAAGAACACCUCUACUUUGAAGUUGGAUUAGUAUUUGCUAACAUGGGUGA